UACAAACAGGGAAAUGGAGAGUCAAUGACAAGCUGCCGGGUGUUGGUGUGUCCGAUACGGUGAAAGGAGGUUUUAUCACCUGUAUUACAGAAAGCUUUGCAUCAUGGCCAGGUAGCUGUUUGCAGGGAUGGCAUUUUUCAGGCAGCUAUUCCUCCUGCUCUGGAAGAACAUCACAUACCGCAGGAGGAAUAAGAUCCAGCUGAUCAUCGAGCUCCUCUGGCCGCUCUUCCUCUUCGUCAUCCUCAUUUCUGUUCGUCAUUCACACCCUCCUUACAAACAGAGCCAAUGUCACUUUCCAAACAAAGCCUUGCCAUCAGCCGGCACCUUACCUUGGGUUCAGGGCAUAAUCUGCAACAUCAACAACCCCUGCUUCCACAGCCCAACUCCAGGGGAGACAGCGGGCCAAGUUGGCAACUUUGACAACUCCAUACUGUCUCGUCUUUUCAUCGAUGCCCAGACUGUUCUGUCCUACAGUGGAAACCGGAGCUUCUCUGGCUUUCAGGACCUAAUGGAGAGCGUCCGAAGGCUGGGAGAGAGACCUGGAGCCUGGCCAAAUCUCCCAGUAGAGGAAUACCUGAGAGCCAAUGAGACGUUCUCCACCUUCCUCCUGACCAAUGGCAGCCUGUCGCCUACCACUGUGAACCAGCUGCUGAAGGCUCGUCUCAAUUUUCAGGUUACUCUAGCUGGAGCUCAGCUGCAGCUGAAGGACUUGGUGUGUAAUGCAAGCAUGUUGAGACAAUAUCUGAUGGUGAAAGACGAAGCCACCAUGAAUGAUCUUCAGACUGAGCUGUGUAACCUGCCAGCUGACAUUCUGCAGGAGGCUGAGCGUCUUUUUCUCACUCAGCUCGACUUCACCAAGUUCUUCACCAGAGACCGUCUGAUAGCGAACGCUGGGGACCUCAGGGUCAUCAGUCAGGCCGUCACCUCUGUUUCCCAGGAGCUUGCUGUCCUCAUUGAUGAUUUCUCAUCUCUCUCCAGCUUUGCGGAGAUGAGUGCAGCUCUUCGUCUCCUGUCUCCGGAGAAUCGCACAGCGCUGCCAAGGGAGAGCUUUCGGGCUUUUUCCAGGAUCAUGUGCGGUCACCCUGAGGUUGGCGGUGAGCGCAUCCCAUCACUCAACUGGUAUGAAGACAAUGACAUCAAGUCGUUUUUAGGAAAAAAUGGUGCUGAAGACACAGACCUGGAUCAGGACAUCAACACCACUCCAUUCUGUAAAAGUUUGAUCCACGGUCUGGAGUCCAACCCCCUGUCUCGCAUUGUGUGGCGAGGAAUCAAACCACUGUUCAUUGGAAAACUGCUGUACACACCUGACACUCCUGCGGUACAACACAUCAUGAAAGAGGUGAACAAGACAUUUGAAGACCUUAAGAUCCUCCAGGAGCUGAAUGCAGCGUGGAUGGAGGUCGGACCUUGGAUCAAGAAUUACAUGGAAAGCAGUGUGGAGAUUCAGAUGCUGCAGGAUUUGUUGAGGCGGCCAGAGGUAGCAGUUCUGGUCAACCUGCGACUGGAGAACACGUCCUGGACAGCAUCGAGGAUCGCACGGUUCCUUUCCACUCCCACUCCAGACACCCCGAGGAAACCUGGAGCUCCACCUACCUGGCUGGAUGUCUACAACGACCUCAGCCACACCAUCACCACCCUCGCAGAAGUCACUGAGUGUUUCUCCUUGAACAAGCUAGAAGGGUUGGACACCGAGGGUCAGAUGAUCAACAGGGCUUUGGAGCUACUGGAGGACAGACAGUUUUGGGCAGGUGUGGUUUUCCUGCUGCCCAACUCCUCAUCCCCUGAUCUGCCACCCCACGUCACCUACAAAAUCCGAAUGGACAUCGAUGAUGUGACAAGGACCAACAAGAUCAAGGACAGGUUUUGGGAUCCUGGUCCAGCAGCUGAUCCGUUUAAUGACAUGCGCUACAUUUGGGGUGGCUUCGCGUACGUGCAGGACCUGGUGGAGAGAGCUGUGAGCCGCGUCCUGACCGGAGUUCAGCAGACAACCGGCAUCUACAUCCAGCAGAUGCCCUACCCCUGCUAUGUGGAUGAUGUUUUCCUUCGAGUGCUGAACAGAUCUCUGCCACUCUUCAUGACGCUUGCCUGGAUCUACUCUGUGGCCAUGAUCAUCAAAGGUGUGGUGUACGAGAAGGAGGCACGGCUGAAGGAAACCAUGAGGAUUAUGGGUCUUGGAACAGGGACACUGUGGCUCAGCUGGUUCAUCAGCAGCCUGGUUCCUUUCCUGGUCUCUGCUGGACUCCUUAUAGCUCUGCUCAAGUGGGGCGACAUCCUUCCAUACAGUGACCCGUCUGUAGUGUUUUUCUUCCUGACUGCGUUUGCCACGGCCACCAUCAUGCAAUGUUUCCUCAUCAGCACCUUCUUCUCUAAAGCCAACCUGGCUGCUGCAUGUGGAGGACUUAUAUACUUUGGCCUCUAUCUGCCUUAUGUACUAUGUGUGGCCUGGAGAGACCGCCUCAACACCACCUACCGAGUCCUCGCGAGUUUCCUGUCACCUGUGGCCUUCGGCUUCGGCUGUGAGUAUUUCUCUCAGUAUGAAGAGCAAGGUGUGGGCAUCCAGUGGCACAACCUCCACUCAAGCCCUGUGGAAGGAGACUCCUACAGCUUCACUACCUCUAUAGUCAUGCUUUAUGUUGACGCCUUCAUCUAUGCCACCUUGGCCUGGUACAUCGAAGCAGUGUUUCCUGGUGAAUAUGGGAUCCCGAGGCCCUGGUACUUCAUCUUCCAGGUCAACUACUGGGGUGGAGUCCCUUUGGAGGCAGGCAUGCCGAUCCCCGCUGCACCAACAGAGGAGGAUGAAGAUCACAUUGAACCAGAACCCACUGAUCUGACGCUGGGUGUGAGCAUCAGAAACUUGGUGAAAAUCUACAAGAAGGGAGCGAAACUGGCCGUCAAUCACCUCAACAUAAAGUUCUACGAGGGCCAGAUCACCUCUUUUCUUGGGCACAACGGAGCUGGCAAAACCACCACCAUAUCUGUCCUUACUGGCCUGUUCCCACCCACCUCGGGCACUGUGUACAUCAAAGGAAUGGACAUCCGCCAUGACAUGGACCUCAUCCGGAGAACGCUUGGAGUUUGUCCACAACACAACGUCUUGUUUGACAUACUAACAGUGGAGGAGCAUGUAUGGUUUUAUGGGUGUCUGAAGGGUUUGACUGAAGCAGAAGUGAAAGCUGAGCUGGAUACUCUCCUGAGCGACGUCGGCCUGCUGCACAAAAGACAUGAACAAACUAAAAACCUCUCUGGUGGCAUGCAGAGGAAGCUAUCUGUGGCGAUAGCGUUUGUUGGAGGCUCGAAGGUGGUUGUUCUGGAUGAACCUACAGCCGGGGUUGAUCCUUACUCCCGCAGAGGGAUCUGGGAUCUGCUGCUCAAAUACCGUAAAGACCGGACAAUCAUCCUGUCUACCCACUACAUGGAUGAGGCAGAGCUGCUUGGUGACCGGAUUGCCAUCAUCUCCCAGGGAAAGCUGUGUUGCUGUGGCUCACCGCUCUUCCUGAAAUCCCGCCUCGGAUCUGGCUACUACCUCACUGUGGUGAAGAGAGAGGGACUGGACACCAGCACUCCCAGCAGUACCAGUAUCUGCACUGGUACUACCAGUACCAGCACCAGCAUCAACAAGAUGCCUCCUCUCAAGGACAGUGAAUCAUCCAUGAGUGAAGACACUGGACUGGGAAGUGAAGAGACCAGCUCAUACGUGGCAGCAUUGCUUGCCCUGACACAGCACCACAUCCCAGGUGCGAGGCUGAUGGAGGAGUCAGGGCGUGAGGCAGUGCUCAACCUGCCGCAGGCUGCUGCAAAGGACAGCAGCUUGGCCGUCUUCCUGUCUGACCUGGAUCAGAGGCUGCCCGAGCUGGGCAUUAGCAGCUACGGCCUGUCAGACAGCACACUGGAGGAGAUCUUUUUGCGAGUGGCAGAGGAAACCGGCGUGGAUGCUGAACCAGAGUGGCAGGCCGAAUCUCCAAACAGGCAGCAGCCACCAGCUGGGCAGAGGGUGGAGAGACAAGAAGAACCAGAAACAGGAAGGAAAAGGCUUCGUAAACAAGAGCCUCAAGAGACAGACCUGCUGAGUGGUGGGGGCCAGGGUUGGGUCCCCAUGACUGACUGGUGGCUGACCUGGCAGCAGCUGAGGGCUCUUUUCAUCAAACGCUGGCUAUAUGCGCGACGGAGCCGCAGGGGCUUCUUUGCUCAGAUCGUCCUGCCUGCUGUGUUCGUGCUUGUCGCUCUGCUCUUCAGCCUCAUCGUGCCUCCAUUUGGGAAAUAUCCUGCCCUGCAGCUGCAGCCGUGGAUGUAUGGAGACCAGUUCACCUUCUUUAGCAAUGAUGCACCUGGGAAUCCCGCCAUGGAAAACCUUCUUGAAGCUCUGCUGGACAGGCCAGGUUUUGGUACCAAGUGCAUGGAGAAAGAGGAAGAAGACAACAGCAUGAGUCCUCAGUGUAAAGCUGAGCGAGGAGGCUUGUUCAUGCGGCCACAAGUCGAAUUCUCCACCUGGAAAAUGUUCAGCAGAGGCAACUGGAGCAAAGUCAGACCCUCACCUGACUGUCAGUGCAGCACUGAGGACGUCCGCCGGAUGCUGCCCGACUGCCCGCAGGGUGCUGGUGGAAUGCCGCCUCCACAGAUCAAGAGGCUGACUGGAGACAUCCUCCAAAAUCUGACAGGUUAUAACAUUUCCGAUUACCUGGUGAAAACCUACUCUCAGAUCCUCAAGAAAAGCCUAAAAACCAAGAAGUGGGUGAAUGAAUUCAGAUAUGGAGGCUUCUCCCUCGGGGGCAGCGCCACCGAGACUUAUUCUCAGGUCCACCACGUCCAAGACUCAGUCAUGGCGAUCAGGACUCGUUAUCGGGUUCCACAGAACAGUUCACUGGAUCAUCUGCUGGACAGACUGCCAGGAUUUCUAGGAGGACUGAACAGUGAAAACAAUGUUAAGGUGUGGUACAAUAACAAAGGAUGGCAUGCCAUGGUGUCAUUUGUCAACGUGAUGAACAAUGGCCUGCUGAGAUCGAGUCUCCCACCAGGUUCAGAGAGAAGAAAAUAUGGCAUCACUGCCUACAACCACCCGCUCAACCUCACAAAGGAACAACUCACUGAAAUGGCCAUGAUGACCACAUCAGUGGACGUUCUGGUUUCCAUCUGUGUGAUCUUUGCCAUGUCCUUUGUUCCGGCCAGCUUCAUCCUUUUUCUGAUUGAAGAGCGAGUCAGCAAAGCCAAACACCUUCAGUUUGUCAGCGGAGUCAAACCCAUCCUCUACUGGCUGGCCAACUUCACCUGGGACAUGUUGAACUACACUGUCCCGGCCACCAUGGUGGUGCUGAUUUUCAUCGGUUUCCAGCAGCAAUCUUACGUCUCAGAGACCAACCUGCCUGCUCUCAUCCUGCUGCUGCUGCUCUAUGGGUGGUCCAUCACUCCUCUGAUGUACCCAGCAUCCUUUGUGUUCAGCGUUCCCAGCACAGCUUAUGUCGUUCUGACCUCCAUCAACCUCUUCAUCGGCAUCAACGGCAGCAUUGCCACAUUUGUCCUGGAGUUGUUUGUUGACGAGCAUCUGAACGAGGUGAACAGGAUCCUAAAGAAGGUGUUUCUUAUCUUCCCUCAUUUCUGCCUGGGACGAGGACUCAUCGACAUGGCCAAAAACCAGGCCAUGGCAGACGCCUUCCAGAGACUGGGCACAAAGCAGACUCUGGACCCUCUUCAGUGGGACUUUGUAGGAAAAAACCUGUUUGCAAUGGCAGCUGAAGGCGUUAUCUUCUUCAUCUUCACCAUACUGCUGCAGUACAAGUUCUUCCUUCGCUUCAGGCCGUGGUGGGUUGAGCCUGAGAAGCUUCCUCUUGGCCCAGAGGACGAGGACGUCGCCAGAGAGAGAGAGAGGGUCAUAAAUGGAAAAGUCGAAUCAGACAUCCUCACCAUGACCAACCUGAGCAAGGUUUAUAAGGCAGACAGGAAGCCUGCAGUGGAUCGUCUGUGCCUUGGGAUUCCUCGUGGUGAGUGUUUUGGCCUGUUGGGGGUGAAUGGAGCAGGGAAGACCUCCACCUUUCGCAUGUUGACUGGGGACACAGCAAUCACCUAUGGAGAAGCCCUCCUUAAUCACCACAGUGUGCUGACGGAGAUGGAGCGAGUCCACCAGCUGAUGGGUUACUGUCCACAGUUUGACGCCAUCAGCGACCUGCUGACAGGUCGGGAACAUCUGGAGCUGUACGCCCGUCUGCGGGGAGUACCAGAGAAGUCUGUCGGCAAGGUGGCGCAGUGGGGGGUGAAGAAGCUGGGACUGACCCAGUAUGCUGAGCGGGAGGCUGGAGGCUACAGCGGAGGCAACAAGAGAAAACUCUCCACUGCCAUCUCCCUCAUCGGCACUCCGCCUGUUAUAUUCCUGGAUGAGCCCACCACCGGUAUGGACCCAAAAGCCAAAAGGUUUCUGUGGAACUGCAUUCUCAGCGUCACCAAAGAGGGAAGAGCUGUAGUUCUCACCUCCCACAGUAUGGAGGAAUGUGAGGCUCUCUGCACCAGAAUGGCCAUCAUGGUCAAUGGUAGAUUCCAGUGCCUCGGAUCUGUACAGCACCUGAAGAACAGGUUUGGUGAUGGCUACACCAUCAUCCUCCGCCUGACAGACAGUCAAUCAGACCCGGACUCGUGCUCCAUCAGCGCCUAUAUGAAGAAGUCAUUUCCCAGCAUCGAGCUGAAGGAGCGCCACCAGAACGUGCUGCAGUACCAGCUGCCCUCACAUGCCUGCUGCCUGGCUCGUGUCUUUGAUGUGCUGGCCAACAACCACGAAGAGCUCGGCAUCAUCGACUUCUCCGUUUCACAGACCACCCUGGACCAGGUGUUUGUCAACUUUGCAAAGGAACAGACUGAUGACGACGUCCUCACAGAAGUUGUCGUCGGUAACAGACCAACACAGACCAACCAGAUUGCGCUGCCGGUCAGGAUUAACCCUCCCACCAUCCAACCACCACCGCCAGUCACACCCCCUGAGCCGAGCAAGACUCCACAGCAGCAGGGGAAAUCAUCUGACAGCAAACCAAAAGAGGGUCAGUCCAAGAAGGCAAAAGCUAGCAAGGCCAAAUCUAAAGAAGGCAAAUCCAAAGGAGAAAAAAGCAGCAGUACAGCGAUGACCAGAAUACCUCGGCCAGAGGAGGCGAAUCAGGCGAGCAGUAACGGUGAAGUUCAGGGAGAAUCCAGUAAAUCCAGUGGGUCCAAACACAGAGCGGAGAGCUCCAGUAAAGAUCCUUCUGCCCUCUUUAUAGUCGACAGCAACACACAAGACAGUGCACUGUGACCGGGACUGGUGCAACACAAGCUGAAAGCACCAACUAAAGUUAAAAUCUUUUUAUUACUCGCUGAUGUUCAUUUGAAUGUUGCUCACUGUUAGCAGCAUCCUCAAUAUGCAACAUGGAAAAGAUGGACUUUGUUGUUGUUGGUGAAACUGAGGCAUUAGAGGUGAAUUUAUCUGAAGAAAGAAUCAAACAUUAUCGCUUCCUGCAAUGGCUUUGGUGCCUUGUUCACCUGGUUAACAGAUUGGUAGCUUUAUACCCUUUAUGUGGGUUCAUACAUCUUACACUGUGUCUUCUCUUUCUGUAUCAAUACAAUCACUCCAAAGGUUAUGGUUUAUUUUUCCUGAUACAAAAUUAUGCAAAGCUGGAUGUUAAAACAAGAGGUGGUGGUUCCUCAGGGCUCAAUCAUUAGACCCCUCACAAUCUCAUCUUUAUCUUGAAGAAAGCACUUUACAAAAGAAAAUGCUGCAAACACGGCUAACCCGAACCCAACCGUUGUGGAUUAUUAACAUAAGAUGAUUAUUGAUGUAUUUUAUAAAGCAACUGAGAGGUUGUUCUCUGAUCAUCAUCUCUCUUGAGAGAGAGAAGUCAUACUGCAAGUUCAUCGUUCAAUACCUCUUAAAUGUUUAAUGAUUAACUUAAAAAGUGUUAUUGUUUUGUAAAUCAAUACUUUUUUUUGUCUUUUAUCUGUCACAAUGUCUUUUUUUAUUUAUUACAUGUGAUUUGUGAUUGUGUAAGUGUCACUGUCCAAACAGAGGGUAUUACAUAUGAUGAGGACAAACAAACUUUACUUCUAUCUGGUAUUUAUUGGCAGUUAUGGGUUUGGGGUUUUUUUUGUUUUUUGUUUUUUUUUUUUGUUUUUUGUUUUGUUUUGUUUUUUCAUUUGAUGGGAAAUUUACAUUCAGGCUUCCCGCACAGCUCUUGAAAGUUCUGGAAGCCUCAUUUAAAAGAUAUUGCAGUAUUUUUCAAAUAUAUUGAACAAGGCCAGACACACCGGUGUGACUCUACACAGUUCUAGCUGCAGAGUUUCAUUACAGAUUCUUCUACGUCACGCCAAAUACUGACUAGCUCAAACCAUCAGUGGUAGUAUUCAAUCUGAGCAGUAAACACCAGAUGCAACUACAAUGUUUUUGAUAAGUGGAUGGUUUUUUUUGUUUGUUUUAUUUCUUUUUUUUUAUUGUUAUUUUAAGUUAAUUUUUAUUUAUUUUUUUUCCUGUAAAAAAUGACACAGCUGACUGAAUGUCCAAAGCAGGUUUUUACUCCACUGUAAUGUAGUGUGACAUAUUCAAAAGAUUGUUACCAUAGUAACUGUGAGCAUGAGACAAACGUGAAGUAUUGGAAGGGUUUCAUCCCAAAAUACCUACUGAUGUAUUAAAAUAUAAUGUUUAAGAAGGUUAAACUAAAAUCAUACAAAGUCUAAAAUUAUGCUGGAUGAUUAAAAUGGUGGAUGUUUUUGGAAUGUAAGUCUGUUCUGUUGAAUGUACUUUUAUUAUGUUUGAAAAGUUCUACUUGAACAUGAAUUUAUCUAUUAUUAUUGUACAUUAUAUACUGAAAAAAUAUGCUAGUAUAGAAAAAAAGGCUAAAUGUCUGUUGUGAAUGUUUUGUCUCGAAGGAAAAUAAAGCAUUGUUUCCUGUA
Molecule: messenger RNA, 8895 nt
Organism: Acanthopagrus latus (yellowfin seabream)
Lineage: Eukaryota; Metazoa; Chordata; Actinopteri; Spariformes; Sparidae
Gene: abca7
Product: phospholipid-transporting ATPase ABCA1
Exons: 50
Coding region: 128-7264 (2378 amino acids)
Biological process (GO): transmembrane transport; lipid transport
Cellular component (GO): membrane; intracellular membrane-bounded organelle
Molecular function (GO): lipid carrier activity; ATP binding; ATP hydrolysis activity
Source: RefSeq, a predicted model, not a curated record